Molecule: messenger RNA, 1236 nt
Organism: Rhizopus microsporus ATCC 52813
Lineage: Eukaryota; Fungi; Mucoromycota; Mucoromycetes; Mucorales; Rhizopodaceae
Product: Phosphotyrosyl phosphatase activator
Exons: 6
Coding region: 5-1078 (357 amino acids)
Biological process (GO): mitotic spindle organization
Cellular component (GO): cytoplasm; protein phosphatase type 2A complex; nucleus
Molecular function (GO): protein tyrosine phosphatase activator activity; peptidyl-prolyl cis-trans isomerase activity
Source: RefSeq, a predicted model, not a curated record
AAAAAUGUCUUUUUCAAUACCAACAAAACGAAUUGCCACAAAGGCUCAUCUCGAUGAAUUUUUGCAUUCAAGUGCAUAUGAAGACUAUAUUGGUUAUAUUGAAAGAUUGAAUGACGCAGUCAAGAAUUUGAAAAUAGAUUCUACUAUUGAAAUGUCCAAUAAUGUGACAUCCAUUGUAAACAUCCUUGACACCAUCUCGGGCUGGAUUGACGAAAUACCUCCUGUCGAAAAUUCGAAAUCACGUUUUGGCAAUCCUGCCUUUCGCACAUUUUACGAUCGACUUGAAAAGUCUGUAGGAACACUAUUCGACGAGUUGAUCCCAAAGGAAGCUAUACCCGAAGUGGCUGUUUACUUUUGUGAAAGUUUCGGCAACAGGACUAGGAUUGAUUACGGAACAGGACAUGAAGCAAACUUUAUGGCAUGGCUGCUGUGUAUUGAGAAAUUAAAGGUUAUUGACUCAAAAGACGAUGCUGCGGUUGUAUUACGAGUGUUUGUUAAGUAUAUUCAAGUCAUGAGACGCCUUCAGUUUCAAUAUUGGCUUGAGCCGGCUGGCUCUCAUGGUGUUUGGGGUCUCGAUGAUUACCAUUUUCUUCCAUUUCUAUUUGGCUCUGCCCAACUUUUAGAUCACAAGUAUAUAAAGCCUAAAUCAAUUCACGAUCAAGAUGUUGUCGAGCAAUUUUACAAAUCGUACAUGUACCUUGGAUGCAUUCAUUUUAUCAAUAAUAUAAAAACGAGUGCAACAUUACGAUGGCAUUCUCCCAUGUUAGAUGAUAUAUCAGCAUGUAAAACGUGGGCAAAGGUAAACCAAGGAAUGAUGAAGAUGUACAAGGCAGAGGUGUUAGGAAAGCUACCUAUUAUGCAGCACUUUAUGUUUGGCAGCCUUAUACAUUUCACAGGCGGAGAGGCUUUUACUGAUAACCAUGAAGAGUCAUGUGGACAUGUCCAUACUACUGUCCAAAGCGAUGAUAAUACUGAUCGAGAAUAUCCAGAAUGCUGUGGAAUACCUGUACCUAGUGCAAUUGCUGCUGCUGCGGCUUCAAAGAGAACAAGCAAUUUUCGUCCCCUUCCAUUUGACUAGAAGUUACGAUGCAGUUGUAUAAUAUGUAUUUCAAAAUAAAGAUUUGAAUUGUUGAUAAAUGCCUUUAUUAUUCGACCAGCGGCGCAAAAAAGUAAAGACAUAUUAUCUUUCAAAUGUCUGUUUAAAGAUUGAAAUAUUGCUAAUCAAUACGGCUAAAG